Messenger RNA from Phytophthora sojae, 282 nucleotides. RefSeq lists its product as hypothetical. The transcript has 2 exons. The record is from RefSeq and is a predicted model, not a curated record. Bases 1 to 282 code for a protein of 93 amino acids. NCBI's taxonomy places the organism in Eukaryota, Oomycota, Peronosporomycetes, Peronosporales, Peronosporaceae.
AUGCUGGGUACACCGACGACGACGACGACGAUGUCGGACGAUGCGCUGGCGAAGCUGCGCGCGCGCAUGGCGCAGCCGCCCAAGGACUGGGUGGACGUGGUGAUGGUGGCGGUGCUCAAGGACCCCGCCUUCUACGGCAUGCUGGCGCUCGGCGUGUUCCUGGUGCUGGGGGCCAUGGCGCUCUUCGCCACCAAGGUGCUGCUGGACGAGAUCGCGGCCGAAGAGAAGCUCAAACGGCGACAACAGCAGGAGAAGAAAGACAAGAAGAAGAAGGAGCAAUAG